Molecule: messenger RNA, 474 nt
Organism: Fonsecaea nubica
Lineage: Eukaryota; Fungi; Ascomycota; Eurotiomycetes; Chaetothyriales; Herpotrichiellaceae
Exons: 4
Coding region: 1-474 (157 amino acids)
Cellular component (GO): mitochondrial matrix
Molecular function (GO): protein folding chaperone; protein-folding chaperone binding; ATP binding
Source: RefSeq, a predicted model, not a curated record
AUGGAGCUUGGAAAGUUUGCGGCGUUUCCUGUCCAAUCAUUAUCGGAGCUCCGCCGAGGAAAGUCUAACGAGCGGAUGGUUCGAGAAAAAGUCCCCCAGGACCUCUUUGAAAAUCCGUCCGAUCUUAGACCUGCACCAGAUCUCUCCAAUUCAGUCAAGAUGACUACCGCAAUCAAGAGCAUCCGAUCCCUCGUCCCUCUUCUCGACCGCGUUCUCGUCCAACGAAUCAAGGCCGAGUCAAGAACAGCUGCUGGCAUCUACCUCCCCGAAAGCAGCGUCAAGGAGCUGAACGAGGCAAAGGUCCUCGCCGUGGGACCCGGUGGAUUCGACAAGGAUGGAAAGAGGAUGGCAAUGAGCGUCCAGGAGGGUGACAAGGUGUUAAUUCCUCAGUAUGGCGGAAGCCCGGUGAAAGUGGGAGAAGAGGAAUUCCAUCUGUUCCGGGAUCACGAGCUUCUCGCAAAGAUCAACGAAUAA